GGAGAUCGCAAAGCUACCGUUUUCUGUUCACUCUGUACAACACACUUGUCUCCUUCUUCCUCUCUUCUCUUCUCUCUCUCUCCAUUUCAAAAAAAGUGGAAACUUUUCUUCUCUCUCUCUAGAAGAAAACCAGAGAUUCUCUCUUUCUCUACACCAAACUCCUGAAAAAAAUCUCCAGCUUCAUCUUCCAUAGUCCAAUCUUACUCUGUUCGUUGUACUCUCUCUGUCAUUGUCCUCUAAGAGAGAUUGAAAACCCUACGAGAUUUUGAAUUUCGUAAAACCCUAAACUACUAAAAUGAAAAACCCAGAAAAACCCAUCUUCUUCUUCUUCGUCUCUCUAAUUCUAGCUUCGACUCUCGUCUUCACAGCGACAGCGAAAUCAACAAUCGAGCCUUGCUCAAGCAACGACACUUGCAACUCUUUACUCGGCUACACGCUCUACACCGACCUCAAAGUCUCAGAAGUCGCAUCUCUCUUCCAAGUAGACCCAAUCUCAGUCCUUUUAGCUAACGCCAUCGAUAUCUCUUACCCAGACGUCGAAAACCAUAUCCUUCCUUCAAAGCUCUUCCUCAAAAUCCCAAUCACUUGCUCCUGCGUCGACGGAAUCAGGAAAUCUGUCUCUACCCAUUACAAAACCCGACCUUCCGACAAUCUAGGAUCGAUUGCUGACUCUGUUUACGGAGGUUUGGUCUCUGCUGAGCAGAUCCAGGAAGCUAACUCGGUGAAUGACCCGUCGUUGCUUGAUGUUGGGACGAGUCUUGUUAUCCCCUUGCCUUGCGCUUGUUUCAAUGGCACCGACAAUUCUUUGCCGGCGGUUUAUAUGUCGUAUGUUGUGAGGGAGAUUGAUACAUUGGUCGGAAUUGCGAGGAGGUAUUCGACUACUAUUACUGAUUUGAUGAAUGUGAAUGCUAUGGGAGCUCCUGAUGUUAGUUCUGGAGAUAUUCUCGCUGUUCCUUUGUCAGCUUGUGCUUCAAAGUUCCCCAGAUAUGCAUCGGAUUUCGGAUUGAUUGUUCCAAAUGGUAGCUACGCUUUAGCUGCAGGCCACUGUGUGCAAUGCAGCUGUGCGCUUGGGAGCCGCAAUUUGUAUUGUGAGCCUGCUUCUCUAGCCGUCUCUUGCUCAAGUAUGCAGUGUAGAAACAGCAACCUCAUGCUUGGUAACAUCACGGUGCAGCAGAGUAGCGCUGGCUGUAAUGUUACAACUUGUGAUUACAAUGGUAUUGCCAACGGCACUAUAUUGACCUUGCUGACCAGGUCUCUUCAACCCCGAUGUCCCGGACCUCAACAAUUUGCGCCGCUUCUAGCUCCACCGGAUACUGUUCCUAAGGAUGUAAUGUAUGCACCAGCACCUUCACCAGAUUUUGAUGGUCCAGGAUCCAUAGCAUCUUCACCAAGAUCAUCUGUGCUUCCUUCAGGCGGUGAUUCCGUCCCAGGUAACCCCGCUAAUGGUCCAGCCGGUAGCAUCUCAAUCGCUUCUGCCUCCUCAGUUAGCUACUUCUUUAUCACAUUUCUCAUCUCCAUUGCUUCUUUUUCCCUUGAUUUGUCAUCUUGAUUCAACAACAAUUGUUUAUUUUCCGCGCAUUGGAAACUCCUAUGUGAAAUUCUUGAUGAGUAAAACCAAAACAUUGGUUAUUGAUCUCUUUGAUAAUA
Arabidopsis lyrata subsp. lyrata is the source of this 1647-nucleotide messenger RNA. RefSeq names its product lysM domain-containing GPI-anchored protein 1. The record is from RefSeq and is a predicted model, not a curated record. Lineage: Eukaryota; Viridiplantae; Streptophyta; Magnoliopsida; Brassicales; Brassicaceae. The coding region runs from base 296 to 1549 and encodes 417 amino acids. The transcript is spliced from 5 exons.